AGGUUAAUUGCCCUGAUAGUUAAUUAAUAUUGCACUGUUUUUAAAUAAAAAUGAAGACGUGGGGUUAAUUACACAAUGGGUUUUUAGGUUUCCUAUAACAUGAGGUUAUGAUGUUGACCUCUGAUUUACUCCAACUAGAGUUUAACGUUUUUUUGUGGUUUUGUUUUUAUGCUGACCGGAAGCGGGAUUGCUGUGAAGUGAUGCAGCAUUGACAGACAUGUUCAUACACGUUUAAUAUAAGUUGAAUCAGCGUUAAUUUAUGCUUCAAAUUGGAAGUUAGCAAGAAUACAAUAGGAAAGUAUAGCCAAAGAGCUCGUCAAUUAGCUAUUUAGGCUAACGUUAGCUGCAUGAAGUUGCCUGGUAAUAUUUAUGAACUGUUUGUGCUUUCAAGGCCAGUUGAAGCUACCGUUGGUGGAAUUAAACCUCAACAUUACAGCCUUCAUAGCCAUUUAUCUGUCUUUAAGUUGUGGCCCAGCAGUCGUCUUGCCUUACCCUGUGUGUGGAAUGGAUGCCACUCAAAUGAUCAGUGACUCAAUCCUGGAGUCAGAUGAGGAAGACAACAAAGAGGAGAAUGAAAACAAGAGGGGACGACCAUUGGCUAAACUGUGCAUCUUAAAAAAUGAACAUAUCCCUGAGACAGAGUUGCCCCUCUUUUUGGGAGAUAAUGUGGUGGGCCGUGACCCCAACACCUGCACCCUGCCCUUGCCAGCACCCUUGAUAUCCAAGCAGCAUGCCACCAUCUGCAUCUCUGUCUACAGGAGAAGAGGUCGUCACAGUGAAGUGGACAUAGAGGCUUUGAUUUGGGACCUAGGGAGCAUGAAUGGGACCCGCAAGGGCCACUUAAAGCUGACUCCUAAUGUACGCUAUGCCCUCAGUGAACGUGACAGUUUGGUGGUGGCAGACAUCCCAUGUCAGUAUGUCAGCUGCACUACAGAUGCAGUCUCCUCUAAAGGGGAUACGAUGACUCCUGUUAGCAUAAAUUCAGAGGUAAACGACAGGUUGCCAGAUGCCUCGGGAGACAAGGGAGGUCACUCAAGCAUAGGCAGCAAGAAAUGUGUCAACGGGGGUACAGAGGCUAGGACGUCAUUACCUGAUCAGGAGGAAACAAGGAAGACUCCUGUCAGAACCAGUUGCCUGUCCUUUGAGCAAACUCCAACCCAGCCACAGGGGACCCUGGUCCCAGAAUCUGACUCGGACUCAGACGAGGAAAGAGGAGACAUAAGGCGCAAGGCUCUAGUGUCCGAUUCUGACUCCCAUAAAUCAGGUCCCACCUGUUCAACAUUCCUGAGUCCCACAAACAAAAUUGUCCCUGAAAGUGAGGAUGAAAGUCCCAUCACACUGUCCUCCACUAAAAAUAGGCCUUACAGACAUGUCGGCUUCAGCAAGGAGGAGCCAGACGUAGAGGUGGGGCAGCAGCAGCUAAAGAACAAAAAGACACUUGCAAUUGUGGACGACAGUGAAGACGAAGAAGAAAGAGCAGCGCCGGGAGGGAGAAAGUCUGAGGAAAGUGAACAACAUGUGCCAGACAAACAGGAAAGCAAUGUCAGUCUUACCGGAGAGGAUGAAUUCCUCGUGUCUCCACCAGCAGUCUUCACAGACGCGAGCCCUGUAUUUUGCAUGGACAGUGACACUGAUGUGGAGGGAGAGGAGGAGAGGGUGGCGUCUGCAGGCCCACUGACCAUGAAUACAAACCAACAAGCUGAUCAGCCACCAGACACAGCCCAGUUUCACAUGGACAGUGAUACUGAUGUGGAGGAUGAUGCUGCGUCAGACACCGCUAUUAAAGCAACGUCACUUCAAAGCACACACGCAGCUGACUCUUCCCCUUCUAUGCAGCGCAGCAAUUUGCACCUAGACAGUGACACAGAUAUUGAUGAGGAAGAAGAAAAGCAAUGUGGAACAAAUAAUUCAUGCCCUAAAAUAGAUGAAACUCCCACUAGAUUAGACAUCAAGCCAACUGGGCCCGAAUCCGCCCCCGCCGCGUCUCACAGCCUGCAUCUAGACAGUGACACGGACGAUGAAGCCAUUCCUGCCCCUGCCAUCAGUGAACUGUCGGUGGUGUCCGCUGUCACAGAGUCCGUCACCGUUGCAGAUGCAGGAGCCGAUUUGGCUGUUCUGUCUGACAGCGACACAGAUGUGGAAGACGAUUCUCCUCUGCUCAUACCUGUUGUCUCAACCUUGUCUGUCGAUCCUGGUACCACGUCGGAAGCUCUUCAGUCCGAUUCUGAUGCAGACACAGAUGUCGAUGAAUCCAGCGUGCCCCCUGCUGGGGAUGGGGUCAGUCCAGCCGACCUCAGAGUGGACAGUGACACAGAUGUGGAAGAUAAGGAGGGGGAUUCUGGAGAGGCAGGGGAGAACCAGAUUCCCAGCCUGCGCAGAGAAAACACACCUGGGUUGCUGGUUCCCCUUCAGCAGAACUGCUCUACUCCUGUACAGGUGUCAGAAGGAGAACUGGAAGAUAUGGAGACUCAGGCUUUCCUGAUUCCCUCAUCAGGUCCAUUUAGAUGUGCAAGACCUAUAGCAUUGUCUUCCUGCUCAGACAGCCUGGAGGACGACUUGUGUGCUGUGGCUGAGACCCAGUCCUUCAUUCUCCAGACCAGAGACUGCCAGGGCAACCCUCUAGAGGACCACAACAAGGACCCCACCCAGUCUUCUCUUGAUGAAAAGGGCAAACAGUCCAUUAGAGGAGGGUCUCUCCAGCUGGGAUCUUCUGACCGCAGCCACCUGGAGGGUCGGGCCCAAGCUCUAGCCACGGCGAACACCCAAGCUUUUGUCUCCGUGGUGGAGGGUGUGACUCUGGACGAUACCCAAGCAUAUGCAGGCAGAACUUCCUUGGAGAGUGAUUCAAAGCUGCAGGCCUAUGGAGAGGUUGAGAACCCUGCCAGAUGUUCAGUAAUGUCUGCAAAAGAAGGGCGGGUAGAUUUUGACCUGGAAGCAACACAGGCGUAUAUUUCAGAGCCCGACAGUGAUUCAGAGGUUGAAACCGAUGAAGAUGAGAGAAAAAACACUGCUACUGCUGAGACUCAGCCUUUCCACAUUCCCACAUCAUCUACUCUUGCCAUGGCUGAAACCCAACCAAUGUUUGCCCUUGAGGAGGAGGAGGAGGAGGACAGUUUGGAUAAAGAAAAUCUUAUUUCCUCUGGACUACAAGUAAAGUCCAGCCCACAGCAUGCAACAGAAGAGAGAGAAGAACAUGUGGAGGCAGCUCAACCUCAGAAGAGGCUCCUCAGUGAUGCUCUUUCUGUGGCUCAAACUCAGCCCAUGCAUGUAAGUGAGGAUGAGGAAAGUGAUGAUGAGGACUUGAUUCCACGAAAAAGGAAAGCAAAGCCACUGCAGCUUGAAGAGGAGCAGACACAAACGCUCACAAACUCUGAGUUAUCACUUGUUGAAACCCAGCCAAUGCACUUUGGUGUAGCUGAAACUCAGCCCAUGGCUACAAGUGGAAAUGAGGAAAGCGAUGUUGAGGAUUCAAUUCCAGGUCCACGAAAAAGCAAAGCAAAGCAGCUGUGGCUCGAAGACGAGCAGACGCAAACACUCACAAACUCUGAGCUCUCCACCAUUGAAGCUCAGCCAAUGGCUACAGGUGAAGAUGGAGAAAGUGAUGAAGAGGAGUUGACUUCAGGUCCACGAAAAAGGAGAGCAAAGGCACUGCAACUUGAAGAAGAGGAGACACAGCCCCUCGCUAGUUCUGAAGUCUCUGCUGUUGAAACCCAGCCUGUGGUCGCGGGUGAAGACAGAGAAAGAGAGGAUGAGGACUCAAUUCCAGGUCCACGAAAAAGAAGAGCGAAGUCAAAGCCAAUUCAAGAAGAGGACACACAACCGCUCACAAAUUCUCAGGCCUCCACUGUAGAAACUAAAACUGUCCGACAGCCUCGGAGGGGGAAAGGAAAACAAGCUGAAGCUGGAACCAGUGGCACGACUAUUGGAGGUAGAAGAGGGACACAGGCAAGAUUAAGAGAAGAGGAGGAGCAGGCGGAGUGUUCUGAACCUCCCAACAGACAGACGAGAGGGAAGAUGAAGGCUUUGCCAACUCCUAGAGGAAGAAGAGGAAAAUCAAGGCCUGAGGAGAAGGUAGAGCAGGCUAAACAAGCUAGAGGGAAAAAAUAUAUGAUGCAUCAGAAAGAUAACGAGGAAGAGGAGGAAACGCUUGAAACAGAAAGGAACAGUGCUGAAAAUAACCGAAUAAAGGAACAAGAAGCAGCGAGGGAAGAACAAGACAAAUUAGAAAGGGAAAGAAAAUAUAAAGAAGAGCAAGAAAGAGUGCAGGCUGAAAAUGCAGAAAGCUUAAGACUUGAGCAAGAGAGAGCAGAAAAAGAGCGAAUAGAGAGGGAAAGAAAGGAGGAAGAUGAAAAGAAAAGAGCUGAUAAGGCACAAAAGAAAAAAGAAAAACAAUUAGAGAGGGAAAGAAAGGAGCAGGAAAAAAAAGAGAGAUUAGAGCGUGAAAAGGCAGAAAGAGAAGAGAAGGAGAGAAGAGAAAAGGAAAGGGAGGAGGAAAAGGAGAGAUUGAAGACAGCAAAGAGGGAACGAGAAGAAAAACUUGAGAGGGAGAGGAAGGAACAAGAAGAAAAACAAGAUCAAGAGGCCAAAGAAAGACAAACAAAAGAGCAACAAGAAAACAACCCCAAAACACCCGCAAGAGGUCGCAGAGCAGCCAGGAAAACAGAGCCGCCACAAGACUCCACCAUAUCAGCCAACGAUGAUGUCCCAGCAAGGAGAACCCGAUCUCGCUCCAACUCUUCCAACUCUGUCAGCUCAGAGAAGUCUGCUUCAAGUGUGAACACCCCGGGGAGCAGGGGCAGGGGCAGGGGCCGAGGCAGGGGAGCGAAGAGGACCAGUGGGCCACCGCAGGCAGCCAUCGCCAGAAGCAGCAACAGAAGGAGGACUGUAGCUGCAGAGCCAACACAACAGGACAAUUCUCCUCAGGGAGUGCUUUCGAGGUCCAACUCCACCAAUUCCUCCAACUCUGAGAUUUCCAGCUGCUCUCAGAGCAGAGGAAGAGGAGGCAGGCAGCGAGGAAGAGGGAGGAAAACAGAGUCACACUCCAUCCCUCCUGUCAAUAGUCAGAGUGGCCAGAAUUUCACUCCCAAACCUACAACCAGAGGCAGGAAAAGCAGGACAGAAGAGGAAUCCUCUAAUGAGGUUCCCCAUGAGGAUGAACCAGAGAAGGCAGAUUGUCAGCAGGCUAGUACCACUAGAGGGCGACAGCGAGCUAAUGCAAAUGGCUCUAAACCUGCUGCUGGAGAUGAGAAAUCCUCUUCAAGUCAGGACUGUGCCAGUGAAGAAUCACCUCUGCUUAAAAGGAAUGUGAGGGGCAGAGGCCAAAAAACGGUAAAGAUUGAGACUGUGGAGACACCAGUAGCUCCUGCAGUCAGUGAUGAAGAGGAGGCUGAAGAGAAAAGUAAAGGAAUAAAAAGAGAGUUGGAGGCAAAUACGGAAGAGGAUUCCAGCAGUAGCUCCAAAAUAUCCAAAGCGAAGGGGAAAGCCCAAACAGCAGAGGCAGCGAAAGGUGAAACAAAAGAUGAGAGUCAAGUCCAGGUUAAGAGAAAAGGUCGGGCAUCCGGCGCUCAAGCUAAGAAGAGCGCAAAGGAUUCCCCUGCUGAAUCGGAGGUGAAAGAAGAGAGUGAGAAAAUGGAGGAGGGGAUAGUUGAGAGGAGAGGCAGAGGCCGGACAUCAGUGGUCCAGAAACUGAAGAAAGAGAAGCAGGAAGAAAGUGAAACAUCUGUUGACCAGGAUCCACACGUGGAGGCAUCAGAGCAGCCCCAGACUCCGACUGGCGGUGUAUCCCGGAAGCGACGGGCUGUUGCGGACUCCUCGCCUGUGGCAAAGACCCCGCGCUCCUCCUCUGCUUCCCCGGCAGCCGGGGGUCAGUCACGAGCUGCCGGACAGGCCUACAAGGUGCUGUUCACAGGUGUGGUGGACGAAGAAGGGGAGAGAGUGUUGGCUCGUUUGGGAGGCAGCAUGGCUAAAGGAGUGACGGACAUGAACUGCCUGGUGACUGAUAAGGUGCGCAGGACCGUCAAGUUCCUGUGUGCGUUGGCUAAAGGAGUCCCCAUUGUCACCACACAAUGGCUGGAAAAGAGUGGUAAGGCUGGGAGCUUCCUGCCUCAUAAUGCGUUUGUUGUGAAGGAUCCAGAGCAGGAAAAUAAGUUCCAUUUCUCCUUGCAGGAGUCUCUGAGGAUUGCCAGCAGUCAGCCUCUCUUACAGGGCUAUGAGAUCCACGUUACCAAGUCAGUGAAACCAGAGCCAGUUCACAUGAAAGACAUCAUCUGCUGCAGUGGAGCGACCUUCCUUCCUAAGAUGCCCUCCUCUCACAAGCCUCAGACUGUCGUGAUUUCCUGUGAGGAGGACUGGCCGCUCUGUGGCCCGGCUCUCUCUGAAUCUCACCCGGUGGUCACAGCUGAGUUCAUUCUCACAGGGAUCCUUCAGCAGAAACUUGACCUUCAGACGCACAGACUCUCUGCCCCUGCAAACACUCUGCAGCCUGCCGCAGGCAGGGGAAGGAGCAGGAAGAAGACUUAGCACCACCACGGUACACUGUAUUAAAAAAAAACAUUGUUUGUUCAUCGCGCAUAGAUUCCAUUUCCAAUCAGAGACCGGUAGAGACACUAGGGAGCCAGCUGCUCGUCUGUAUGAAAGACUUGAAGAAUGCAUUGUAACAUAUUGUGGAUGUAGCAUGGAGGUCAUUUAAAAGUGUCAGCUGUCAGAUGUUGCACAGCAUUCCGAGAGGAAAGAAACAUAAUUUAGGAAACUUACCAAGUCUGUCGAAGUAAGUUCUUAUUGUUGUUCUUACAAUUGUACUUUUUUGACUUGUAGAUGUGAACAUUUUUUUAGGUUUUAAAGUUUCAGAAGCUAAAAGCGAUGUUGCUGCUAUGCUGGGUGGGAAAUAAUUGCCCAUCAACCGUCCUCGUCAUGUCUCACCUCUCAUCCUCCCCUCUCUUUGUACGAUAAGAAGCAGAGCAGGAAUUAACACUGCUACAGGGAAUUGCUGCUACUCUCUAUACGUGCUAAGUGCUUCGACUCAAUCGGCAGGUUUGGCAGCCAUGAAGUGGGAGUUGUAUAAUCAUGUUUGGGUGUUUUGAAAAACAUCAGCUACGGGGGCCAGUGAAUGGAAAAAGAAAGAAAAAAAAAAAAAAGAAGAAGCUUGUUUCCUGUCCUGAUAAGUGCAUAGUGCCUUUUUAUAACGAGGUAAUCCUGAACCUAUACCAGUGUGUCUUUUUCCUCUUACUCCAUUAACCACCACCACCUACUCCAUUAAGGCUUCAUCCUAUUACGUCCAGGGAUGAGACACCAUGGAUAGGCACCUGCAUGCUGAUGCUGGUUCUACGCCAAUAUCUUGAGGCCGUACAUUUAUCUAUGUGUUUAUGUAUACAUGUCAUGUUAAAAAAGACCAGUGUACAGAACUCACAUUUGGUUUAUUUCCUGAUCCACCUUAAAUAUUAUAAUUGAACUUGCUGUAUCAUUUGAUGUUUUAAAGUCGGACUCACUAGCUUGUAACGAAGUUUGAUUUUAGAAAUACCAAAUAGCUAAUAUCUCAAUACCAAGUUUUUAUAAAAUCAUGACAUCUGCUAUCACCAAUGAAAACAUUAAAUCUUGUCUAUGUUAUGUU
Molecule: messenger RNA, 7606 nt
Organism: Anarrhichthys ocellatus (wolf-eel)
Lineage: Eukaryota; Metazoa; Chordata; Actinopteri; Perciformes; Anarhichadidae
Gene: mdc1
Product: mediator of DNA damage checkpoint 1
Exons: 11
Coding region: 370-6519 (2049 amino acids)
Cellular component (GO): nucleus
Molecular function (GO): protein binding
Source: RefSeq, a predicted model, not a curated record